This is a messenger RNA of Fomitiporia mediterranea MF3/22, 600 nucleotides long. RefSeq lists its product as uncharacterized. The record is from RefSeq and is a predicted model, not a curated record. Lineage: Eukaryota; Fungi; Basidiomycota; Agaricomycetes; Hymenochaetales; Hymenochaetaceae. The transcript has 3 exons. The annotation marks the transcript as partial.
AUGUCUGAACUCAACUUUAAUAACUCUCAAAGGGAGCAUCUAACUGUGCCACUCGAAGCUCCACCAGCGUACGAACCAAAACCUGAAGACGAAACGGACGUCGAGCAAAACGCUACACAAGAUAACCACUCCAACAUAACAAAGAAACUGAUCUCAAGGAGGUUUUUCGUCUCGUUCGCACUCGUCGUACUCUCGCUAUGGUUUACGAUGCUCGUACUUGACGCAGCGGGUGUGCGGCGCUCUGGCGUCAUUUAUUCAGAUCGGCACGUCUUUACCUCGCGCAAGAUUACUCGGAGGAACAUCGUUUCCGUCCAGCCGCCAGCCCGAUUAUUACUGAGGUGCUCGCAGACGGACGCACUCGCAUCCGUGGCGCCGAGCGACCCGAGUCCACAUAAAGUUUAUCGCGAAGGCAACGACCAUGCUCUAUACACAUUCUCGAUCGAUUUAUUAUCUUCUAUCUUAAUUUAUACAUUUAUCGGCAUUCUUGUGUUUCAAUCCCUUCUGCUGCGGACUUCCUCCGUUCGUUGGUUUCCACGGUACAUUGUACAAAGUACUUCUAUGUAUGCAUGUAAGAGGAACAUUGCGUAUUUAUUAUCUCGG